Molecule: messenger RNA, 1196 nt
Organism: Rhododendron vialii
Lineage: Eukaryota; Viridiplantae; Streptophyta; Magnoliopsida; Ericales; Ericaceae
Exons: 2
Coding region: 33-770 (245 amino acids)
Source: RefSeq, a predicted model, not a curated record
UGGUUAAUAUUGCAAUUGGUACUACCUCUUUAAUGUCUAGUGAGUCUUCUCGUAUUCCAUUCUUAAGUGGUGAAAAUUUUUCAGAGUGGAAGGACAAAGUCCUUUUGGCAUUAGGGUGUAUGGAUCUCGAUUUGGCAAUUCGUGGGGAUGAACCACCAAAGCCCACGAACGAGAGUUCAAUUGCGGUUAGGGUUGCCUAUGAUCGUUGGGAGCGAUCUAAUCGCUUAAGUUUGAUGCUUAUAAAGACUCAUAUCAGUUCUAGCAUUAGAAACUCGAUCCCGUCAUACGACAAGGUAAAGGACUACAUGAAGGCUAUUGAAGAGCAGUUUGUUAGUUCUGAUAAGGCACUUGCAAACAUCCUAAUGAAUAGGUUAUCAGGAAUGAAACACAACAGUUUUAGGAGUGUGCGUGAACACAUUAUGGAAAUGAGGGACAUCGUGGCUUGCCUGAAGUCCUUGGAGAUUGAGAUAUCUGACUCAUUCCUUGUUCAUUUCAUACUCCAUUCUCUUCCUGCUGAGUUUGGACCAUUCAAAAUUUCUUACAACACACUUAAGGAAAAAUGGUCCAUCAAUCUUCUUACCAUGUGUGUUCAAGGAGAGGAGAGGUUGAAGCAUGAGAAUAUAGAGAGUGCUCAUUUUGCGACACAUAAAGUUGAACAAGGAAAGAAAGGCAAGAAUGGUCCAAAUUUGAAGAAGAUUGGAAAACAAUCUUUUAAGCGUCAUGGCAAGAAGGAUAUGCUUGUUUCUUCUGCAAAAAAAAAGGACACAUGAAGAAGGAUUGCUCUAAGUAUAAGGACUGGCUUAAAAAGAAAGGGAUUUCUCAACCUAAGGAAACCGACGGGAAGUGAACAAGGCAUCUACUCUGGAAAUGGAAUGCGUUCGCACGUUGAAGCUGUGGGAACUUUAAGACCAGUUUUAGAAAGUGGUUUUGUUUUAGAUCUUGUAAACACAUUUUACAUUCCAUUGUUUUCUAAGAAUCUGAUUUCUGUAUCUAAACUAGUACCGUAUGGUUUUGAGUUUAAAUUUAGUGGACCACAUUUUUAUUUUAUUAAAGAUUCUUCAGUUGUUGGUUCUGGUUCACUUGUUAGUGGUUUAUACAAAUUGAAUUUGGAUCCUAAUUUUGAACAAAGUCUUUUAACCCUGCAUGUUGACAUUGGCACAAAGCGUAACAUUAUUGAUGAGACAUCCUCCACAUUA